Cryptomeria japonica (Japanese cedar) is the source of this 1152-nucleotide messenger RNA. Its product is annotated as 3-hydroxy-3-methylglutaryl-coenzyme A reductase 1-like. The record is from RefSeq and is a predicted model, not a curated record. Gene Ontology annotation, cellular component: endoplasmic reticulum membrane; peroxisomal membrane. Lineage: Eukaryota; Viridiplantae; Streptophyta; Pinopsida; Cupressales; Cupressaceae. Gene Ontology annotation, molecular function: protein binding; hydroxymethylglutaryl-CoA reductase (NADPH) activity. The transcript has 3 exons. Gene Ontology annotation, biological process: sterol biosynthetic process; coenzyme A metabolic process; isoprenoid biosynthetic process. The coding region runs from base 25 to 1011 and encodes 328 amino acids.
UUAGUAGUCAGUGGGUCAGAGUAGAUGGUGCCCAUGGCAACCACAGAAGGGUGUCUUGUGGCCAGCACCAACAGAGGUUGCAAGGCCAUUCUUAUGAGUGGUGGGGCCACAAGCAUUCUUCUCAGAGAUGGCAUGACUAGGGCUCCUGUUGUGAGGUUUCAGAGUUCCAAGAGGGCUUCAGAGCUCAAGUUCUAUAUUGAGGAUCCUGCAAACUCUACUAACCUCUCUGAUAUCUUCAACAGGACAAGCAGAUUUGCUAGGCUACAAGGUAUAAAAUGUGCAAUUGCAGGCAAGAAUUUGUACAUGAGAUUCUCAUGUUUCACUGGAGAUGCCAUGGGCAUGAAUAUGGUCUCCAAGGGUGUUGAGAAUGUCUUGGAUUAUCUUCAAAAUACGUUCCCUGACAUGGAUGUUAUCAGCGUUUCUGGCAAUUUCUGUGCAGACAAGAAGCCCGCGGCAGUGAACUGGAUUGAAGGGCGUGGGAAAUCGGUAGUGUGCGAGGCCAUCAUAACAGAGGCGGUUGUUAACAAGGUGUUAAAGACGACAGUUCCAGCAUUGUUGGAGCUGAACAUGCUAAAGAACUUGACUGGGUCUGCAAUGGCAGGUGCCAUGGGAGGAUUCAAUGCCCAUGCUGCCAACAUUGUGUCAGCUGUGUUCAUUGCAACAGGCCAAGAUCCUGCACAAAAUGUGGAGAGCUCCCACUGUCUUACAAUGAUGGAAGGGGUGAACGGGGGAAAAGACCUGCACAUUUCGGUUACCAUGCCAUGCAUUGAAGUGGGGACGGUGGGAGGAGGGACUCAGUUGGCAUCACAGGCGGCAUGCUUGAACAUGCUUGGAGUGAAAGGAGCAAAUGCUUCAUCUCCUGGAGAAAAUGCUCAGAACUUGGCAAGAAUAGUGGCAGCAGCAGUUUUGGCAGGAGAGCUGUCUCUCAUGUCUGCCCUUGCUGCCGGUCAGCUGGUGAAAAGCCAUAUGAAGUAUAACCGAUCAAGCAAAGACGUGAAAGCAGCAGCUUAAACAGAAUAGAUCAAAUUCACCUCCGCAGGAAGUGUAUAGGCAUACACAUCAUUCUGUGGAAAGUGAGAACUUAGAACAUGUAUCCCUCUUGGAGUUCCAUAUCCUAGCCCUCCCACAUUAGGGAUGUGUUUAAGAUAUGCU